AUGGCCUACAUCUCACAACACCAUGAUGACUCCAAAGCCAGUUAUAACAAGACCAACUACAUGGAUCUCUCCAGGACCGGCUGGGCGCGCGGUACCACCAGCACCAAACGCACCGGCAAAAGCGUCGCAGUGCUAAACGCUAACCGGGCACCCCACGCAAAGGAAGCCACAGAAGCAUGCCCAGCCGCCCAGAAAAAGUCAAACCCAUCAUCGUGGAAGAAACGACUCCCUUCGGCAGAGGCGUGGCUGUCAAAGGGCGUCAUCGACUGUUGCAAUGCUAAGUACUACAGAGGGAAUGAAGACCGAGACGUUGAGAAGGCUCCUUGUGUGUGCCCGCUGCCGUGUAGGGAGACCCAUUAUGCUGCAGCUGCCACUUGUACCAAGUUUCGAGCAACCAGCUUCUUUGAGAGCAUAGUUCAUGAUCUAGGCGCGGAUGUUGUGACGCUUCACUUCUUCUUUCCUGACCCUGUCGUCACGACCAUUGAACAAGUUCCAAUAUACACCGUUGAGGGACUGCUAGGUUCCAUUGGCGGACAGGUUGGACUGUUCAUGGGAUUCAGCCUCAUCACUGUUGCUGAGAUGUUUGAGCUGAUUUUCUUGCUCUGCACUAGAGGACGUCAUCUCAGAGAAGAGCGACGAGGCAACAUGCAACAUACAUACGGGGCACGCCACGCCUUCUGACCAAACGCUGGCACCGUUACAGCCGUCUAGGAAAUGGCGGAACGUGACGGAACAUCUAUAAAACGAAACAUAAUAAGUUCAUAUUUUGUUAAAUGAUUCUUUCAAGGUUUAGUUUUUGGACAUUCUGCUAAAGCAACACACAAUACAGACGUGUCAAAAUUGUAUGUUGGUCGUACAUAAAUGUCGAACAGCGGAAGAAUGCUUAACUGUCAGAUUUCAUACUUAAGCUUGGUUGAUUGAGACCCUCUCUGUCCAUCUGGACUCAACGUCAGUGAGUACGUAACGAUGCUCUCCUGUGUCGGAGACGGGACUUGUAACAUGUGCGUAUGGUUUGCGGGAUAUUACGUGAUUGCCCGGGGCUCAUUUACUACAACAGUGUUUGCGCGACAUCGUUGAUGGUUAAGGGUCGUUGAUGGUAAAGGGUCAAGAUGAGUGACGAUAUGGACCCCACAAAUGAUGAAUACACCGAAAUAUUACCAUGCCGUGGAUAUAACGUCACUGAGACACUGAAACUCGGUUUUGUUCAAUUUCCAAUGCAAAUGUUAUCAUCCAAUGACAAUCGUGAGACUUGUUUCAAAGGUACCUGGCACAAAUUAAA
Molecule: messenger RNA, 1279 nt
Organism: Haliotis rubra (blacklip abalone)
Lineage: Eukaryota; Metazoa; Mollusca; Gastropoda; Lepetellida; Haliotidae
Product: acid-sensing ion channel 3-like
Exons: 5
Coding region: 1-681 (226 amino acids)
Biological process (GO): sodium ion transport
Cellular component (GO): membrane
Molecular function (GO): sodium channel activity
Source: RefSeq, a predicted model, not a curated record